Molecule: messenger RNA, 1006 nt
Organism: Neohortaea acidophila
Lineage: Eukaryota; Fungi; Ascomycota; Dothideomycetes; Mycosphaerellales; Teratosphaeriaceae
Exons: 1
Coding region: 200-907 (235 amino acids)
Source: RefSeq, a predicted model, not a curated record
CGCCCUGCAACCCGGAGCUGAAGGCGAAUCCGCCAAACCUGCCCAACGUGCUUGGCAAUGCGCAAAGCAUGGGGGUCAACGUUGCCGGUGCGGGUUUACUAGGGAUGAAUGACGGGAUGGGCUACUGAGAGCCGUGUCUCCUCCCUCCCCCCUUCCUUACCUGCAACAGCAAUCCGAAAGCAACACAAUAGACCUGGGAAUGGGGGAAACGGGUGGGAAAAGGAAAACAUUGCCUUUCGGGUGUCGUUUAGCGAGGUGUUCUCGGCGUCCAUUUCACUUGGGAGCGAGGAUGAAUUUCUCUCCUGCUCCAUGCACACCGGGGAACCUCUCGUACACGACCGAGCGUCGAGGAUCUUUUGCUUUGGGACGAAAACGUGCGCGCGGCGUGCGCUGGAGGAGAUCAAGAAACUGGGGCCCCGAAGACCUUCGACUUGCUUUUUUGUCGUUACGAUACCCUGUGCUGCGUUCAUUGUUUGAAUUCCGCUUUCGCGGGGAACGUGUUUGGUACGUUUUGCUUCGGCGUCUCCCUUUCAUUCCCUGCCUUCUCGUUUUAUUUGCUGCCAAGCAGCGAAACUGCACGGUUUGGGGGAACGGCGGGCGGGCCGGUUGCUUGUUUGACGGGGGCGUGCGCGCAAAAUACAUACAUUUAGAUUGUGGGGGGCUUCCUCUUCCCUCACGGUGCAUGACGGGCUUCUGGCGAGUUGGGCGGUGUUGCGUGGGUUCACUCAGUAUACAAAAAAGUUUGCAGGUUAUGGCGUGGGUUCGGAUGGUGGUGCUGGUGGGUGCGGUCAAGGGCUGGGUUUGUUGCUAUUGGUGGUUGAUGCCGGAUAGAAUAUGUGGAUUGUGGGUUAGGAAUGAAUGGUUUUGUGCGCUCCUUUCACGAUUGCGGAGUCCCAUCUCGUGGUGAUUGCAUGUUGCCUGCGCAUGCAUGAAUGAGGUCGAGGUGUGUUCUACGUCGGUCCAGCGCUGGUGGCGUUUGGCGAUCUGUGUGUCCACUUGCGGUCGU